UUGUGUCGAUUUUUUUUUAAUUUGACAAAAGGUAUUGAGAAAAUUGUUUUAAAGUGAUUUCAGAUCAAGUCUAUUAAUUAAGAUCAUUGUAGUGCGAUAGUUACAGCUUUGAAAUCUAAUUUAAAGCAUUGAGUGUUAUAAAAACUUGUGUUCAGCUUAUUCCUUUCACAAAGGAUAUACCUGAGACUUGGUUGUUUUAUUCGUGCGCUAUUCACCUGCGAUUACGGUGUUUCUGUUUAGCUAUAACGGAAUGCGCACAUCGAUACACAAGAGCCGGUGAAGGUGGAGCAUUACUUGAAGGAUUGGCAUGGGCGCGCGGUGAGAGCAGCAGAACCUAACCAGGAUGACAGAAGGCGAAAGGCAUCAGAGCGCCGGCGGCACCAACGCCGCGCCACAACACAGGAAGGGCCACAGGAGACAAGAGUCGAUGUACGCCAUGACGGGCCUGUACGCGGAAUCAGGCUGCGCGGAGGGCGAGGCUGGACCCAGCACGCCGCCGCACGUCGCGCACCCGCCGCGCGACACUGUGAAGUGCCACAGCAGGAAUCCUUCAGCAGGCAUCUGCGACAGAGAUCGCGAGCGGGAAAGAGAGAAAGAGAAGCCACACCAGUUGUUCCCAGAAAUUCUAGACAUUCCUCAUGACGCGCGUGACUGCGGUAUCCUGUCCUGGAGACCGUUAUUUAUCCAGAGAUUUUCUAGUAUUAAAGUGUUCGUAUUUUUCCUUUCGUUCCUAGUGACGCUACAGCAAGCGUUGAGCUCCGGAUACAUAAACUCUGUGAUCACGACGAUCGAGAAACGGUUCGAGAUCCCGUCCAGCCUGUCAGGCCUCAUCGCGAGCAGCUACGAGAUCGGCAAUGUCAUCACCGUCAUCUUCGUCUCAUAUCUCGGCAGCCGGCGACACAUACCCGUCUGGAUAGCAGUCGGCGCUGUAAUAAUGGGUAUCGGUUCCCUUGUGUUCGUGGUGCCGCACUUCAUUGCGGAGGCUAACAGCGAGAUGAUGGCCAACAACAAGUCAGACGACAACAUCUGUCGAUUGCCGCGCGCUCUCGAACAGGAUAUGGGCGGCCUCGGCCGGCUGUCGCAGGGCCUGCCGCCCGCUAACCUAAGGCCUGACAACUGCAUCAAGAGUUCACCGAGCACUUUCAUGCCGGUGAUGGUGUUCGUGGUGGCGCAGCUGCUGCUGGGCUGCGGAGGCUCGCCGCUGCUCACUCUCGGCACCACCUACGUCGACGACCACGUCCGCCCGGAGUCCUCCAGCAUGUAUAUCGGUUGCAUGUACAGCAUGGCAGCGUUCGGGCCCGUGCUAGGGUUCCUGCUCGGCGCCUACCUACUCUCCUUUCAUAUGGACUCAUUUUCCGGAACUAUUAUAUCCAUUGAUCCUGGAGACCACCGCUGGGUUGGCAUGUGGUGGGGUGGAUUCCUGCUGUGUGGGUUGCUAUUAAUUCUAGUUGCUAUCCCUUUCUUCUCCUUCCCGAAAGUGUUGGUGCGAGAAAAAGAGAAAAUACGCUUGGUAGAAAAGGCCGCCGCCGCUAGCGGGUCCUCAACCAAACCACCUUCGAAGCCACAGACCGACAUCAAGGACACGGGCUACGGGAAAGAUAUCAAAGACAUUCCGGUGUCGAUGUGGCGGCUGCUGAAGAACCCGGUGUACGUGGUGACGUGUCUGGGCGCCUGCAUGGAGCUCAUGAUCGUCUCCGGCUUCGUCGUCUUCCUCCCCAAGUACCUCGAGACACAGUUCAGCCUCGGCAAGAGUCAGGCCAGCGUCUUCACCGGUUCGAUAGCGAUCCCCGGCGCGUGUAUCGGCAUCUUCAUGGGCGGGUGUCUGCUGAAGCGGCUGGAGCUGCGGCCCAAGGGCGCGGUGCAGUUCGUACUCAUCUCCAACACCAUCUGCCUCUCCUGCUACGCUCUGCUCUUCUUCCUCGGCUGCGACAACAUCAAGAUGGCCGGCACCACCAUACCCUACACCAACAACAGCAAUUUGGAGCCGUUCAAGGUGAACCUGACUGCGGCGUGCAACUUCAACUGCCUGUGCACGGAAACGGACAUGGAGCCGGUGUGCGGCAACAACGGCCUUACCUACUUCUCGCCUUGCCACGCCGGAUGUGCCGCCUUCUCCUCGCGCUCCAACUUCACCAACUGUGCCUGUGUACACGAGAACAGCCGCGGUGGUGUGGGUGCGGGCGCGGGUGCAGGCGGGGCGACGCUGGUGGGCGGGGCGUCGGCGGCGGCGCUGACGGCGCAGUUCGGCGACGUGACGGUGGUGCCGGUGGCGACGGCGGGCGCCUGCAACCCGCCCUGCACCACCAUCUUCCCCUUCCUAGUGCUGCUCUUCUUCAUGACCUUCGUCGUCGCCGUCACGCAGAUGCCGCUGCUCAUGAUCGUACUCAGAUCGGUGAGCGAGGAGGAGCGUUCGUUCGCUCUGGGCAUGCAGUUUGUGAUCUUCCGGCUGUUCGGCUACAUCCCGGCGCCCAUAGUGUUCGGCAACCUCAUCGACUCCACCUGCCUGCUGUGGAAGCAGUCCUGCGGCGGGGAGAAAGGCGGCCGCUGUCUUCUAUACGACAUCGAACAAUUCCGUUACAGAUACGUCGGUUUAUGUGGUGGUAUAAAAAUAGUCGCACUCGGCAUAUUCAUGGCGGACUGGUGGCUGGUGCGCAGGCGCAGGCACCUCGAGACCACGGCGCCGCUCGACCCGCAGAAGGACAUAGCGGGCUCCAUCAUCAGUCUCGACAAACUUUUCGAGGAGCUGCCGUCGGCGGAGAACACGAGCGGGUUUCGGUCGGGAGUGACUUCGGGCCACAGCUCCACCACCAGCACGCCGCUGGAGCCCCCGGGCGCGGCGGGAGCGGCGGGCGAGGAGCCGCGAGCCGCCGUACGCCGCACAGACUCCCAGCACUCGCACCACUCACACCACGGCAAGACGUCGCGCGUGCUCGUCGCCUCGCGCCAUCUGCGCAACGACUCCAAGACCAUACAGCUGGAGCCGCGCGCGCGACACCACUCGGGUGACGCGACACGCUCGCACUCGCGACACAACUCGCGAGACCUCAGUCUCGACCAGCUCAAGCAGCUCGCCAUCAAGAGCAUGGAGAGCCUUGACCUCACCGUGCUGCCGCUAGCCAAGCCCCCGGACGAAGAGACCAAGCGGCUCAUCGAGGGCGGCGGCGUGCUGCGUCACCGGCGCACCGGGUCUCGCGACCUCAAGCCGGCGGACUCGCGACACAAGCGCACCUCCAGCCACCACAUCACAAUGGAGCCCGGCGAGCUCGCGCUGCAAAUGCACAAGGGUCGCAGCGUUGACCAGCUCACCCCUACCCCCGCGUCUCCCGCGCUCGCACACACCCCCCAUGAGCCGCGAGCGUGAACCUCGUCCCGACUGACGCGCCAAUGUGCGCAGACUCUAUCUCGGUGAUAAAGUGAUAAAUUUCAAGGAUUUAGAUUUAACAUUUGAUACAUUUGAAUCCUUGGUUCUAGCGAAUGUUACAUAUUUGAAGAGACGAGACUUCUUAGUGAAAUUAAAUCAAUAUUAGUUCACAGUGCUGCAAAUAUUUGAAUAAAUGAGAAAUGUUACGAGUGCACUUUGCAGUGUGGUGGAUAGAAGAAAUAAUUUAUCAUUAAGUUGUUACAAAUCCUUAUUUAGCUUGACACGUUCUUAUUGCACAUAAA
Papilio machaon (common yellow swallowtail) is the source of this 3663-nucleotide messenger RNA. It is a transcript of the gene Oatp30B, whose product is annotated as solute carrier organic anion transporter family member 5A1. Gene Ontology annotation, biological process: transmembrane transport; sodium-independent organic anion transport. NCBI's taxonomy places the organism in Eukaryota, Metazoa, Arthropoda, Insecta, Lepidoptera, Papilionidae. The coding region runs from base 344 to 3361 and encodes 1005 amino acids. The record is from RefSeq and is a predicted model, not a curated record. The transcript has 17 exons. Gene Ontology annotation, cellular component: membrane. Gene Ontology annotation, molecular function: protein binding.